Wyeomyia smithii (pitcher-plant mosquito) is the source of this 1906-nucleotide messenger RNA. RefSeq names its product NADH-ubiquinone oxidoreductase chain 1-like. Gene Ontology annotation, biological process: aerobic respiration. The annotation marks the transcript as partial. Gene Ontology annotation, molecular function: NADH dehydrogenase activity. The record is from RefSeq and is a predicted model, not a curated record. Gene Ontology annotation, cellular component: membrane. Lineage: Eukaryota; Metazoa; Arthropoda; Insecta; Diptera; Culicidae. The transcript has a single exon.
UAUUGUAUUUUUUAGAAUUUAGAUUAGGAAUAAUUGGAAGAUUAUUAUUAGUUAUUUGUGUAUUAGUGGGGGUGGCUUUUUUAACUUUAUUAGAACAAAAAGUUUUAGGAUAUAUUCAAAUUCGAAAAGGUCCUAAUAAAGUAGGCUUUAUUGGAUUAUUACAACCAUUUAGUGAUGCUGUAAAAUUGUUUACUAAAGAAAUUACUUAUCCUUUAUUAUCAAAUUAUAUUUUUUAUUAUUUUUCUCCAAUUUUUUCUUUAUUUUUAUCUUUAUUGAUUUGAAUGAGAAUACCUUAUUUAAUUAAAUUAUAUUCUUUUAAUUUAGGUGUUUUAUUUUUUUUGUGUGUGAUUAGAAUGGGGGUAUACACAGUUAUAGUAGCAGGGUGAUCAUCUAAUUCAAAUUAUGCAUUAUUAGGAGGUUUACGUGCAGUUGCUCAGACUAUUUCUUAUGAAGUUAGUUUAGUUUUAAUUUUAUUAAGUUUUAUUUUUUUAAUUGGUAAUUAUAAUUUAUUAAAUUUUUAUGAGUUUCAGUUAUAUAUAUGAUUUAUUGUAUUUUGUUUUCCUUUAUCAUUAGUAUGAUUUGCUUCUUGUUUAGCAGAAACUAAUCGAACUCCUUUUGAUUUUGCUGAAGGGGAGUCAGAAUUAGUUUCUGGAUUUAAUGUUGAAUAUAGAAGAGGAGGUUUUGCUUUAAUUUUUUUGGCAGAAUAUUCAAGAAUUUUAUUUAUAAGAAUAUUAUUUAGAGUAAUUUUUUUAGGGAGAGAUAUUUAUAAUUUUAUUUUUUUUUUAAAAAUUACAAUUAUUUCAUUUUUAUUUAUUUGAGUUCGGGGGACUUUACCUCGAUUUCGGUAUGAUAAAUUAAUAUAUUUAGCUUGAAAGAGAUUUUUACCUAUGUCUUUAAAUUAUUUAUUUUUUUUUAUUGGUGUAAAAAUUUUUAUUUUAUUUUUAUUAUUUUAAUGAAUUUAUUUUAGUACAAAAUUAAUAGAAGAUUUUACUUCUUUCUUAUGUUUUCAAGACAUAAACUAUAAAAGCUUAUUAAUUAAUUUAAAAGUUUAUCUCAAUAUUUUGUUAAUAAAGGAUUAAUAAUAAAAUAAAAAAAAUAAAGAAUUGUUAAAAUUUGUCCUGUUAAUACAUAAGGAUCUUCUACAGGUCGGGCUCCAAUUCAAGUUAAUAAAGUACAAAUAAUUACUAUAUUUCAAAAUAAAAUUUGAUUUAAAGGAUAAAAUUGAAGUCCUCGAAAUUUACUUAUAUGUGUAAAAGGAAGAAUUAUUAAAAUAGCAAUAGAUAAAAUUAAUGCAAUUACUCCUCCUAAUUUAUUAGGAAUAGAUCGAAGAAUUGCAUAUGCAAAUAAAAAAUAUCAUUCAGGUUGAAUAUGAACAGGAGUAAUUAAUGGAUUGGCAGGGAUAAAAUUUUCUGGGUCUAUUAAUAAAUAAUUAAAUUUUCAAAUAAAAGUAAUUAAAAUUCAAAUAAAAAUAAUAAAUCCAAUUAAGUCUUUAUAAAUAAAAUAGGGGUGAAAAGGAAUUUUAUCAAUAUUUCUAUUUAAUCCUAAAGGAUUAUUUGAUCCUGUUUGAUGUAGAAAUAAUAAGUGAAUUAUAGUUAAUGCUAAAAUAAUAAAAGGUAAAAUAAAAUGAAAAGUAAAAAAUCGUGUUAAUGUUGCAUUAUCAACUGCAAAUCCUCCUCAAAUUCAUUGUACUAAAUCAUUUCCUAAAUAAGGUACUGCUGAUAAUAAGUUAGUAAUAACUGUUGCUCCUCAAAAAGAUAUUUGUCCUCAUGGUAAAACAUAACCUAAAAAUCCUGUUGCUAUUGUUAUAAAUAAAAUAAUUACUCCAAUUAUUCAUGUAGGAAUAAAUAAAAAAGAAUUAUAAUAAACUCCUCGUCCUACAUGAAUAAAUAAACAAGCAAAAAAAAAA